AGGCAAGCGGGAGAGAACAGCCGGGGACGGAGGGUGGAGCCAAACCUGACGCAGUAGUUGUCAGGCAGUGGUGCGGGUCGGUAGUGUCAGCGUCUGACUGGGAUUUUCUUUCAUCAUGGCUCGGUUUACUGUUGUAUUUGCUGCUCUGCUACUUGUGUCGGGCUCUGUCAUCGCUGAGUCAGACUUUAAUGGCUUUGACAUAACUGAUCCCUCUGGCGAUACAACCACCACUGAAGAUGACACCACCACUACCACCUCCACCACCACCACCACCACCACUUCCUCAACUACCACUACUACCCCAGAAACUACCACCACCACUACCCCAGAAACUACCACCACCACUACCCCAGAAACUACCACCACUACUACCCCAAGCACCACCACCUCUACUACCCCAAGCACCACCACCUCUACUUCAAGCACCACCACUGCACCUCCCACCACAACCACCCCAGCACCUAAGCCAACAUCUCACAUUAACUACAACGUGACAGAAAAUAACGUGACUUGUGUGAAGAUUGCCGGAGAGAUCUUCUUUAACAUCAACUACUCUCGCACAGACAAUACCACAGUCAUCGGCAAAGUGUUUGUGCCAUCCCUUGGAGUUGAUGUGAGUGGCUCCUGCAAUGAAACUGAUGGCAGCCAGUGGAUCUCCUUCACCUGGGGCAAGAAUGUUGUACAGAUGAACUUUGACCCUGCAGACAAGGACUCCUGGACCUUCACAGACCUCACUGCCAGUCUGUCCAUGGAUGACUUGGACAAUGCCACAGCAGCUGGCAAGACUCUGAAUUUAACUGUGGACUACAACUUCAACCCUGGUGAAGUGAGUGUCAACCAUAGCUUCAUCUGCCGGGCAGAUCUCUCUACCUCCAAUGUGACAGCAAUGCUUGAUAAGGAUCAUUAUAACUCUCCAGUUACAUCCACCCUCAAGAACAUCCAGAUUCAAGCUUUCAACAAGAUUGGGAAGGAGAAGGACUUUGUGGACUCUGUGCACUGCACUGCAGACAAUAUCUCGGAUGUUGUACCUAUCGCUGUUGGAUGUGCUCUGGCUGGACUGGUGGUGAUUGUGCUCAUUGCUUACUUGGUGGGACGGCGCAGGAGGUCGGGAGCGUAUCAAUCAGUUUGAAGAGGGAUAGGUGGGAAACAUGUGUAAGGAUUAGUAUAUUGGCAUACUAUUUGGGAUAUAGUGGGCUGGCAUUCACUGUGAUAUGUAGAUGAAGGAAGUAUUUGUGAUGAAAAAAAAAAUUUUAAUUCAGCUGAAAACUGCACUAAGCAGUGUCUAUGAAGAUUACUCGCUUCUGCCUAUUCAACUACUAGCAUUGGUUGUGGUAAUUUAAGACUACCCUUUCCUCACUUAGCACAGGGUGGCAUGAUUAAAUUUCCAACAUCAUUUAAUGGUCAACAUUAUAUAAAGUUGUCAUAAGUGUUAUGGCAUUGGAAUUUAUAUAUUGUAAAUAGUUGUGGAAAGAUUUGUUUGGUAGUCUGGAUGAUCAUGAGGUUAUUUCAUUCCUCUUGGGUAUAAUAAGUAUAGAUCUGAUUUUGUAGGAUUAAAAUAUGUCCUCCCUUGAUUUGUUGUGCCAUCUCUUCAUCUCAUGCAAUGUACAGAUAUUGGGUGUCUUGUUUAGUAGUUUGCAAGUGAUAUUAAGUAAAAAGUAUAUAUGAAAGAAAAGUAAGACUUAAUGACAGCACUACCUACCUAUAUGGGAAAUCUCCAAUGCUAUAGUAGUGUAGGACCAAAUUAACCUUGGAAGGGCGAAGGUGCAUUUCCCUAGUCAGAAGGUUAACACUUAGCUUUACGACUUGUGCUCGAGUUUGUAAAGAUGGGUAAUGAGUCUUGAUUCUUGUCUGGUAGCAAUCUUUCCAGUUCUGAGAAUUUGGUUUGGCAAAGAAAAUGGUUUAGAUGACAUGUUCAAAAUUGUGUAAUUAAUGUAUGAACAGGUAGGGUGUAAAGAGCAACUUCCAUCCUUGUUAGAUGCCUUACCUUGUUUACAUUCUUAGUCCUUCAUGACCUGAGAACUUCAUACAGUCUAGUUAUGGGUGUAAGUAUUUUAUGGUGUGAAGUUUAUAUAAGUUUUCCAAGUAAAUAAUUGAAUUAC
This is a messenger RNA of Scylla paramamosain (green mud crab), 2099 nucleotides long. RefSeq lists its product as uncharacterized. Gene Ontology annotation, cellular component: late endosome membrane; lysosomal membrane; plasma membrane. Bases 116 to 1129 code for a protein of 337 amino acids. Gene Ontology annotation, biological process: establishment of protein localization to organelle. Lineage: Eukaryota; Metazoa; Arthropoda; Malacostraca; Decapoda; Portunidae. The transcript has 5 exons. The record is from RefSeq and is a predicted model, not a curated record.